CUUCCUUUUUUUUUUUUUUUUACAUUAUCACACAUACAUAUAGACAAUGGUCACUGACGAAAGGAAACGUAAACACAAGCACGAAAAAAAAGAACACAAGGAUAAGGACCGAAAAAAGCACAAGAGUCAUGCUAUUGUGGUGGAUUCUGGUAAACGUCGAACCUCUGUAGCACAAGUCAAUCUUCCAACUGGCUUGUCUUCUUUCUCUGAAGUGGUCAUCAAGUUGUACAUUCAUCUUGCGCCUAUGUGGUCAGGGAAAACUAUGGAUGGUGUGAAUGAAAUCCUUAAUGCCUUUUUGAUGAAACAUGUUCCUGAGGUAGACGGUAUCGUGUUGGCUCAUUCUGAUGUGGAAUUGCUAGGCGAAAAGGGCAAGGUAUUAUAUGAUUCUCCGUUCUGUCACUUUUUCAUAAAGGCGAAAUUACUUGUAUGGAAACCAAAGAAAGGAUCCAAAUUAGUGGGUAGGAUCAAUUUACAAUCACAGGAUCAUAUUGGUCUUUUGAUCUAUGGUACAUUCAAUGCAUCAAUUCCCAAGUCACGUAUCUCUAGUGAAAAAUAUGAAUGGCGUACGUCUGAAGAUGAUGAUAAUGAUAACAAUGACGAAACAUCAGGUGAUGACGAAGAACAAGCUGAAAAGCGAAGCCAACAUGGUGAAUGGGUACUCAAGGAUUCUGGUGCUAGUAUUGGUGGGGACGAUGGCUCUUUAGAAUUCAGUGUGGUUGACAUUAUCGAAGCUAAUGAUAUUUUGACAGUGACAGGCUCUUUGUAAAAUAGUAUAUUUGUUUUGUCUUUUUUUUUUUUUUUCUUCUCAUCUUCACAUUUUAUCCUUCUCUUAUGUUAUUCUCAAUUAUACACAUACACUCACAUACAUCAUAUCUAUCCUCAUUACUUGUAUACACCUCUUUAUUGUCAUUGUUACUGCUACUCCUUUUUUUUUGGUUACAAAAAUAUAAUAAAAUGAAAGAACUGUAGAUCAU
This is a messenger RNA of Halteromyces radiatus, 974 nucleotides long. RefSeq lists its product as uncharacterized. Gene Ontology annotation, biological process: DNA-templated transcription; DNA-templated transcription initiation. Bases 47 to 766 code for a protein of 239 amino acids. Lineage: Eukaryota; Fungi; Mucoromycota; Mucoromycetes; Mucorales; Cunninghamellaceae. Gene Ontology annotation, cellular component: RNA polymerase I complex. The record is from RefSeq and is a predicted model, not a curated record. The transcript is spliced from 4 exons.